UGGGACAGCACUGGGAAUGGAAGGGACAGAGCAAUGCCUUGGACACAGAUCCAACAACCCUCAGCACAUCCGGUUGUGGGAAACGCCUGUGAGGACACUCAGCUCAGCUGGAAGGACAGUAGAGCCUGGGGGCUGUGUUGGAACUGAAACUCUUCUCCUCAGAGGGAGAACUGCACAGUGGGAAGAGAGAUGGAGGUGUCCUCUGUGAUUCCCUACAAGGGCUGCACGCCCUGGCAGGGGCUCCUGCUCACAGGUAAGUGUACCCACUGUGUCAUUCCCGCCACUGCUGAAGUCACCAUUGAAUCAGUGCCGCCCAAUGUGUUCGAAGGAGACAGUGUCCUUCUAUAUGUCCACAGUCUGCCAGAGAAUCUGCUAGCCUUUGCUUGGUUCAAAGGGCUAACAAAUAUGAAACGCAGAAUUGUACUCUAUGAACUGAACAACAAUUUAAGUUUGCCGGGGCCUGAAUACAGCGGUAGAGAGACAGUCUAUCGCAAUGGAUCCCUGUGGAUUUCCAAUGUCACCCAUGUGGACACAGGAUUCUAUACCCUACGAACCAUCGGUAGACAUUCAAGAGUUGUGUCACUAACAACCAUCCACCUCCCUGUGUACAUCUCCAUUUUAACCUGUGGGGGCCGUACCACUUCUGACCAACCCACUAUUGAAAUAGUGCCACCCAAUGUUACAGAAGGGGCAAAUGUUCUUCUACUUGUUCGAGAUCUCCCAGACAACCUUCAAUCCUUUAUCUGGUACAAAGGUGUGAUUUCAUUCAUCACCUACGAGAUUGCCAGACACGCCAUAGACAAGAAUUCAAGUUUGCCUGGCCCUGCACACAGUGGUAGAGAGACAGUGUACAGCAAUGGAUCUCUGCUGCUCCACAAUGUCACCCUGGAUGAUAUUGGAUUCUACACCCUAAAAACUGUGACUAGAGAUAUGAAACUGGAAUUAAUACAUGGGCAUCUACAGGUGAAUGCCUCCAUUUCUACUUGCGGCAACACUCUCAGCUCUGCCCAACUCACCGUAGAAACAGGGUCACAGCAUGUUGUUAAAGGGCAAAACAUUGUUCUCCUUCUUCAUAAUCUGCCAGAAGAUCUACUAGGCUUUUCCUGGUACAAAGGACUGUAUAUCCUUCAGCCCUUUAAAAUUGUGACCUAUGACAGAGCUAUGAAUUCCAUUACCUGGGGGCCUCUCAAGCUCUUCUUUUAG
Molecule: messenger RNA, 1203 nt
Organism: Alexandromys fortis (reed vole)
Lineage: Eukaryota; Metazoa; Chordata; Mammalia; Rodentia; Cricetidae
Product: carcinoembryonic antigen-related cell adhesion molecule 3-like
Biological process (GO): regulation of immune system process; signal transduction
Cellular component (GO): cell surface; plasma membrane
Molecular function (GO): protein tyrosine kinase binding
Source: RefSeq, a predicted model, not a curated record